Engraulis encrasicolus (European anchovy) is the source of this 1065-nucleotide messenger RNA. RefSeq names its product phosphohistidine phosphatase 1 (gene phpt1). The transcript has 3 exons. Lineage: Eukaryota; Metazoa; Chordata; Actinopteri; Clupeiformes; Engraulidae. Gene Ontology annotation, cellular component: cytosol. The record is from RefSeq and is a predicted model, not a curated record. Bases 157 to 525 code for a protein of 122 amino acids. Gene Ontology annotation, molecular function: protein histidine phosphatase activity. Gene Ontology annotation, biological process: peptidyl-histidine dephosphorylation.
GCCUAGAUCUCGGGGAAACUUUUAUUUUGAAACCUCCGAAAAGUAGUCGCUCUUCCCAACAGUCUUUCUGUAUCCGGUUUGAAAAUUGCUAUGUUCACGCUGCCUAUUUUCAUAUGGUUUUCGCUCUGAUUUCUCUGGUUUUCUGCGUUUCUCAACAUGGCUUCAGCGAAGCUUGCCAAUAUUCCCGAUGCAGAUAUUGAUCCAAACGGAGUGUUUAAGUACGUGCUCAUUCGAGUACACAGUACAGACGACGAUUCGAUAAGUAAAGAUAUUGUUCGAGGCUAUGCCUGGGCCGAAUACCACGCGGACAUCUAUGACAAAGUAUCGGGGGACCUUGAACGAGCAGGUGGCGUGGACUGCGAGUGUAUGGGAGGAGGCAGGAUCAAACAUGAUAGUGCGGCCAAAAAGAUCCACGUGUAUGGAUACUCAAUGGGAUUUGGCAAAGCGAAGCACUCCAUCUCUACAGAAAAGCUGAAGGCUCUGUACCCGGACUACGAGGUGACCUGGGCAGAUGAGGGCUAUUGAUGGUCAUACAUACUAUGACUGUUCAACUCUCAAGACUUUCAUUCUUUUCUUUAAGGAGUACCAUCACAUAUAUAUGAUAAGAAUUUUGGCUCAAUUUCAAGUUCCCAUUAGCAUGUCAUAAGGACGUUGCUGGAUUUUUAACACAGUUUUGUGGAGUUGUAGAAUGUUCAAGUAAAAUUCUUGAAGAACUGGGGAAAACUCCUUACUCCUCAAAGGGCUAGUGGUCAGUAUUGGGACACUAAAACGGGAUAAGAACUAUGAAAUUUGACUUGGUACAGAUUCCAAAGGGAGGAAGACUUUUGUCAGGUUUAAAUUAUUUUUGAAAUGUAUUCUUGAAGGUUUAGAAGAUAAAGGUCAUCUCUGGACAAAGCUUACUUGUACUGUAGGCUGAUUUUAAGGAAUGUUAUUCACCACUGUAAGUGAGCCAAUUUGGAUACAUUUAGGGCAAAGUGGUUUGAACAAAAGUCUUAAAACAAAUCAUUUGAAUUAAUGUUAUUGUUGUCCUUCUUUUGCCAGUGUCAAUAAAAAUGGUCAAAAGCA